This is a messenger RNA of Tetrahymena thermophila SB210, 7818 nucleotides long. RefSeq names its product transmembrane protein, putative. Gene Ontology annotation, molecular function: protein binding. The record is from RefSeq and is a predicted model, not a curated record. The transcript has 13 exons. NCBI's taxonomy places the organism in Eukaryota, Ciliophora, Oligohymenophorea, Hymenostomatida, Tetrahymenidae.
AUGGUUUGGGUAAAUAAAUAACUAACUUGUUUAAUAACAAUUUCAUUUUUCAUUAAAGUGAUUUUUACUUAAGGUGGAUGCAAUAUCAGCUAUUGCUAAUAAUGUGAUGCUUUAAAUUUAAAUUGCCUUUAAUGUCAAGCUGAUUUUAUACUAAAUCCUUAAAGCAAUAUUUGCCUAUCUAAAUGUCUUUUUGGAACUUACUACGACUUUAAUGUAAGCUCAUGUAUUCCUAUUUGUAACAAUGGAUAUGCUUAAGAUGAAACUCAUAGAGUAUGUAUUCAAACUUAGCCUUGUCAUAGCUUAUAAUCGCCUAAUGGUUUGGUCUAUAAAUAUAAUAAAAUUGCAUAAAUUUACAAAAAUUAUGUGAUAGUCUGCGGCUCUGAUGAUAAUACAAGCAACUCAAAUACUUUAAAUUUACUCUCCUAUGAUUUAACAACUGGUACAGCUCUUUCUCAUAUAGGAUACUUAAGCUAAAAUGGAGGACCAAUUAUCUUUUUUCAUAUCUCAACAAAUUCUUAAAAUCAAGACAUUAUAUACUCUUUUAGUAGAACUUAAAUUACUGCAUUUGAAUUAAAUUCAGGAAUGUAAAUUAAUUCUUACACUCUUUUGAAUGGAUUUUUUGUGGACGCUUCUACUUACUAUAUAGACAAUAAUUACUUAAUUGUGUUCUGCUAUAGAAACUAGCAAUUCGCAGUCUUAUAAUACCAACAGUAGUUAAGCAAUAAUUGCGGUUCUUAAUAGUGCCUAAUUACAUUUUAGAGAGUUCAUAUCAAUCCUAUUAUAGGUUUCAUACUAGAUAGUUAGGGAAAUAUCAUAUCUUACGCCCCAGACGGAAUGAUUAUAUAAUGGAGUAUUUAGAAUUAAAGCUAUUAAACUAUUCUUUCAAACUAAAACUAUGAAAUAUCAAGUCUAUGUCUCUCUAUAAUUUAGCAAAACUAAUAAGUAUUUGCAUUUUCUAUUUAAAAUGAUAGCAAUAAUUAAGUGUACAUAAAUGUGAAUAAUAAAGUAAAUUCCUUCUAAUUGGGUUUUACAUCUCCUAUCCUUGAAAUAUUAGAUUAUAAUCAACUAAUUUAAUCUAGUUCCAAAAAUAUGAAUUCAUACUCAAUAAUAAUUAUUAGAAGCUCAUCUCAACUCAUGCUAGUAAAAUUUUAAUUUGGUCAGUAAAUAACUACUUAGAAUUUGUUAUCAGCAUCAAUUAAUCCUAUUAUCACUAAAGCAAUUAAAGGUUAUUUCUAUUUGGUACUUUAAGCUAAUGGCAUAUAUUCAAUCAACCAAAGUAAUGGUUAAUAUUCAUUAUAGUUAAUAAACUAAAUUUAGCUAAGUAGUUUUAAUUACAUAUCUGAUCUAGAACCAUUUACAUUAAACAAUACCUCAUCUGGGUAUAGUUUUCUUUUAGUUGCAAAAUAGUUAAAAAUUAUUGCCCCAUAAACUUAAACUACUGUAGAUCCAUAUAAUGGAAUAUAAUAAUAAGUAAGUCCCUCUUAUUAAUAACAUCACAAAUGGAUAAAUGGUGUUUUGUAUGAUCCAACUUUAAAUGUAUAUCUAAGUUUUAGUCAAGAUGGGUCAUUUGCAGUUUGGGAUAUUUUUAUGUAUGAUAUAUUUAAAAUGAAACCUCUAUUCUUCGUAUUUCCUCCUUGGUGUUAGCAGUACUAAACCUGUUCUACAAGCAUAAUCAACGCAUUAUUGUUUUAAACGGGAAUAUUUAUAUGCUAAUAUUCCAAUUCUGUAAUAAUAUCUUGGAACUACAAUAGGAUUCAAGCAUUUGUUAGAUAAACAUAUGUUAUGUAAAAUUAGACUGAUACUAUUAAACAGUUUAAGAUGCUUGGCUUGAAAUAUCUCUUCUUUUGUAAUACUAAUGAAAUAAGAAUUUAUGAUUUUUCAUAAAGCGAAACUAAUAUAAUUAACAAUAAUUAUCAAUUUAUUUAAGAUUAUCUUAUUAAAAUCGAAUUAGGGUUAGAUAAUAAUAACAUUUUGUACUUGAUUGAAUUAGCCAGAUAAUAAAGCGAUUAAUAUAUAUUAAGACUGAGAAUAACAGAUUAAUAUUAUUCAUAAAUUAAUUUAGUUAACUUAACAAGAAAAGGAGUAGAUUUGUACUACAAUUAUCAAAAUUAAAGACUCUUCGUAAAUGUAGAAUAGGAUUUAAUAGGGGCAUGUUACUUUCCCUAGUUAUAAUUUAUUUAUCUAUUCAACGUUGGAAACUCAAACAAUUGGAUUCGUACCUUUAGUUAUUCUUGGUAAACUGAUUAGUUUAUUACAAUUAAUUAAAAUGGUUAAAUGUGUCUCUGGAAAUAUAUAAUUUAGUAUAAAACUUAUAAUGUUGUUAUAAGAUUACAAUACCCGAUACCGAGAACAAAUUAUUAACUUUUAGAAUAAAAAUAAAUUUUAGCAGCAAGUCAAGGGUUUGUUAUGUAUUAAAACACUCAAUCUUAAUUAAUUGACAACCAAGUUAUCGGUAUGGAUUUCAUUUAUUUAAAACCAUGUUUUGUAUAUCCAUUUAAAAAUGAAAUUAAUGGUAUUUACAUCUCAGAUGAUAGUACCCUCUUUAUUUCAUUCACUAAUGGAGACUUAUAUUUUACUCAAUACUCCUGUUCAAUUGAGUAAUAUGUGUUUGGAUAGGCCAAUACUACUUAAAUUAUUCAUAACUAAUAUUUAAGGAAAUCUUAUUUAUUUUAGAAAUAAUAGAUGGUUAUUGUCGAUUAUUAUAGCUAGGAGGUAGCUUACAAUAAUUACCCUCACUAACUAAAUACUUAUUAAGCCCUUGAAGAUACUUAAAAUAAUUUUCUAGUCACAUAUUCACAAGAACAGUCUACAAAUCUAUAUAAAUAUUCCAUGGUAGCUAAUACUUACAUUUAGUUUCUAAAUGGGCAUAUGUACUCAGUUAACUAUGCAUUUUUAGAUAUUGAUAAUGAUGUCCUAAUUAGUUUUUCAAGUGAUCCAAGAGAUUUAAACCUAAUUUUGUGGGAAUAUAGUAGCACUUCCUAAAUAGUAUAAUUUAGUGAUAUUCAAAUGCACGUUUCUACUAACUCAUCAAUUUAAAUUGUAAAUUUAUUAAUAUAUAAGUAAUAAAAUCUGGUUUAUGCUCUAUUAUCAGAUGGAUAUUUGUUUUAGUUUAAUUAUGUUUAAAAAGCAGUAAACUUCUUAUAGAUAGAUCCUGGAGCUAUAAAUUUUUGGAUUGAUGAGACAUACGGAAAUGUUUUCAUUUUAUUAAAUUCAAAUGCUUUGUAAGUUAGAACCAUUAAGACAUUUUAAAUAAUUGCAUAAUUAAUAUUUACGUAAAAUGUUAAUAACCCUUAAAAUAUUAUGUAUACAAAUAAUUAUGUUUUUGUGUUUCUUUCAAAUGCUCUUUCUAUCGUGAGCAGAACAAAAUUGAGCCAGAUCUAAUAAAUAGAUUGCUCUGCUUAACCUUGCCUUGAUGCAUGCUUCUCUGAAAAAUUAGACUAAUUAUUCCUAUAUUCUUCUUAUUAAAGUGAUUCAGUAUAUGUCUAUCAAGCAAUAUCUGGAUAAUUACUAUAUUCGAUAUAUGGAGUAUCCGAUCUAAACAAAGGAUAAAUAAGCUCAGUGAUAAUAGAUGAUGAUGACUAUUUACUAAUUAUUGGGAAAUUAGACAAUUUCAUAUCAGUUUUUUUUAACUAUUAUACCAAACAAGAAGUAGGUUAUUUUUUUGAUUCGAUUGUAUAGUAUAAAUACAGUAAAUUUAUACCAGAGUUGAAUGUUUUCAUUCAGUCCCAAUUCUACAAUUUUGAGCCUUUCUCUAUUCAGAAUAUGAUAACAAGUACAUUUUAAACUUAGAGCUUUUACAUCUCGAAAUGGUUAGAUUACUACACAGACUCUAAAAAUAACAUAUAUUACGUUGAUGGUAGCAAUAUUAUGAGAAAUAUUAAUUUAUUGCUUUUAGCAUCAGGAGAUAUUUGGAACUACAAUUUUAAUCUGAAUAUAAAUCAAAAUUAAGUUAGUGUUUCUAACUAAUAAUAAUGUUCUUUAUUUAUUAACGAUCCCUCAAAAAGCUUCUAAGUAGAAAAUUAACUUCUUUAACUAUAAAACUACUUUUCUGAUACAGGAAAUAUUUAAAGCCAACCUAAUGUAGUUAUUUAAGGGGCAGAAUUUCUCUUCUAUAGUAAUAUCAUGAAUGAUUUAAAAGCAUUAGUUGUUUACUAAGGUGAUUCAACAGAUUCUCUACUAAUGCUUUAUAAUGAUUCAUUUUCUAAAAAUAGUCUUUAUACUCUGAAUAUAAAAAAUACUUUUAUUACUAUUAGUAAAUAGUCAGCCUAAAUAACACUCAAUCCAUAAACAUAAGAGAUAAAGUUUUAUAAUGUCACAAUAUCUUAAGAAUAACCUAAUACACCUUCAUAGGCUAGUAUUUUAAUAACAUAAAUUGAAAAUGCUAUUUUGAAAAACAUCACUAUCUAAAAUAUUACAAUUUCUAAUAACACAACUUUUUUAAACUUUAACUCUGCUACAAACUUAAAUAUUUAAAAUUUAGUAAUAAGUAAUGUCUAAAUGCAUAUCAAUUCAACUUUAAUCAGUUUUUAGUAAAUAACUAGCUUAUAAAUUAACAAUCUCACUUUAUAAAAUGUUACAAUACUUACAGAUAAUUCGAGCAACUCAAGUUCACUUGCUAAUUAAAUAUUUGUUUUUAAUAAAGUAAAAUAGCUAUAAGUGUUAAAUACUACUUUUAGCAAUAUUAAAAGCUAAAUAAGGAGUGUGAUUUUUUAGUUGAUACAAAAUCUCGAAUGUGCUUUUUAGGGAUUGUUAGUAGAUCAACUUUAUAAUAUUUAAUUUAUCAAAAAUAAAAACUAUGAUUCAAGUACUUAGUUUACUUAUAUUGAUACAUAAGACACAUUUUAGAUAAUGAACUCAAAAUUCUCAAAUUACUUUAGUGAUUUGGAUAGUUUAAUAUGUUAUUAAGGAAGCUUGUUAAAUAUAUAAAAUACUACAUUCUAAAAUUCAAGCUGUAAAUCAUGCACUGGAACUGUUUUAUAAAUCUAAGGUAGUAGUUAAAUUCUAAUAAACUCCUCAACUUUUUAAAAUAAUAGUGGGUAUAAUGGAGGGGCGAUCUCUAUUUCAGAUUGCUAAAAUUCUAAUAUAUAAAUAAAUUAAUGCAACUUUACAAGCAACUAUGCUUGGUUCAGUGGAGGUGCAAUAUACCUGAUGGAUUCAGAAAUUUAAAUGUAAUAAACUAUUUUUACAAGCAAUAUAGCUUUUAUAGGAGGAGCUAUUCGCUACUUGACAUACAAACCAUAAAUCUUUUACUCUUCAUCAUUAUAAAGUCAAGUACAAUUUAUCCAAAAUAAAGCUUAUAUUCAUAGUUAAAAUUGGGGAUCGUAUCCACAAUCUAUAAAUGUAAUUUUUAUUAAUUCAAUAAGUUCAAGAGUUUUAACUACUAAAACCUAUAACUUUAAAAGAAAUACUAAUCAAAAUAGUGAUUUUACUCUUAAAAAUAUAUAAAGUGGUGGUUUUUUAAAUUUAUCAUUUUAGCUACUAGAUGAAGAAGGUAAUUUAGUAACUUAUGAUUACUAAAACUGUUUAAAUAAAAUAUAUAGCUAAGACUUAUGUAAUGAAAUACAAUAAAUCAGCAUUAAUUUAAUUUCAUAAGAUGAUUCAAAAAUGAGAGUUUUAGGAUCAUAUAUCACUAAAUAUUAAGAAUUUAUAAUUUAAAAUAAAACUUUUUAAAUUAAUGGAGUCUAAUUAGUAGGAAAUCCUCUUUCUAAUUAAACUAUGCUAGUAUAUGUUAGUGGAAUAGUAACAUAUAGUAGCAAUUUAUAGAUUUCAAACCCAUAUUAUGCCCAGGUUUAAGUAGAAUUUAGAGAUUGUUUAAUUGGAGAAUUAAUUGAAUAGUCAAAUGAUUUUUAUGAAUGUAAUCCAUGCCCUUAUGGCACUUAUUCAAUAUAAAAGCCACAAAUAAAUUAAGCUCAAAAAUGUAUUAAAUGCCCAUAAGAAGCUUAGUUUUGCUAGUAGAAUUAAAUGACUUUGAUCAAAGGUUAUUGGAAGAGCUCUAAUUUUUCAGAUAGUAUAUACUCUUGUACUUAAUCAAAAAACUGUGAAGGUAAUUAAACAACAAAUUAUUGUAGCAUAGGACAUGCUGGACCUUUGUGUCAAUUUUGUGAUGAAAAAGGAGCGAUUUGGGGAGAACAAUAUUAAUUUACAGUAUCAAAUCAGUGUGAUCUGUGUUCAGGUUAAUCUCAAACUCAAUCACUUGGAGUCGCUUUUUUAGUUUGCUUAGGUCUUAUAAUUUAUUGUACGAUAAAUAUUUUUACAAUGAUAGCCUCAGGCGAAAAAAUAUCUUAAUCUUACUAUUUGAGAAGAAUGAAAUUAGUAAGUUUAAGCAAUACAUGCUAUAAGUAAAUUUAAAUAAAUUUGAGCAUAAAAUCACUCACAAACUUUAUGUAAAUGCUAAAAUUAAUGUCAACUCAAACUCUUCAACUUCCUGUUUCAAUUACAAUAGCCCCUGACUUAAUUGGUUCUCCAUCAUCUUCAUACGUAUUUUCAACGUCUUGCUUUUUAGCAACUCUUUAAACAGAUACUUUUAAGCCACUUUUUAUCAAAUUGAUCUCCGUUUCGAUAUCGCCAUUUAUAUAUAUUUUAUCAUUGAUAGUUAUCUACUUAUUUAUUAAUCCAUUUUUAAAAGGCUUUUAAUUUUCAAAAUCUAAAAUUAUCAGCAUAAUAGUCUUCGUUUUCUGGUUUUUGAAACCAAGUAUAGUUUAUACUUUAAUUUAAGGAAUAUCAUGUGUGAAUUUUGAUGGGAAAAAAUACAUACAAUUGGAUUAUACAUAUGAGUGUUAUACUGAAACACAUCUAUAAUUUAUAUACUAUCUACUAAUACCUAGCUUGAUAUUUUACAUAAUAAUUGUACCUGGAAUAAUCUUAAAAAAGAUCUCAAGCAAUAAAAAUAAUUUAGACUACGCUACGGUAAGAUAGAGUUAUGGAUAUAUUUAUCAAGAUUACCGUAAAGUAGGUUUUUAUUGGGAGUUUGUAAGAUUUACUGUUCAGCUGAUUGUAAUUUUCUAUUAAAAUCUAGAAUUGAUAUCUUCAAAUACAAAAUCUCUCCUUACAAUGAGUAUCCUGAUAGUCUACUACAUAGCAUUAUCUAUCAUAAAACCUUUUAUGAUGAAAAAAUAUUAAAGAGUGGAGGAGUAAAGUACAAUAGUACUUAUAUUUAUUUCAGUUUUAAAUUUAGCACUUGCUAAUAAUAGCAGUAGUACACGUACAUUAGCCUUUUAAGUUGUUCUUUUUGUGCCUUAUUAUAUGAAUAUGGGCUAUUUAAUAUAUUUAAUAAUAACGACAUCACUUAUCCCUUAGCUUUAAAACUGUUAUAGAAAAUUCUUAGGAGUGAUAAGUAAUGAAAAGAAAUUGACAAAUAACUCUUUAUAAAUGCAAAAUCAAAUCAUUAAAUAAAGAGUUUUGUAUCUUUGGAAAUAAGCUUAUCUUAAGUUAUUUAUCUGUUAAAUGAAUUAAUCAAAGAAAAUAGAUUAAAUGAAUUAAACUUUAGUAAACAUAAACUAAUAAAGUACAAUAGCUUAGAAAAAAUUUUCCAUAAACUUAGCCAACAAUAUAAACAGGAAGACAAGAAUAAGCUCCUUUUCACCUAGUCCAACCAAUAUCAAAAGCAAAUUUGCGGCAACUUUUGAAAUGAAAAAUAGCAUUUCUAGAUAAAGAUCUAUUUAUUCAAAUGAUAGUUUCAUUUUAAAAUAACGUUCAGAUUCAAUAGAAACUGACAUGAAUAAUCUAUAUACUAGACCUUUAGAAACUUUAGAAUAAGUAAUAAAGGAUUAAAGAAAUCCAUACAUGUAAAAUGCAACCAAAGAUAAACCUGAGUAGUGA